UUCAACCAAAUCAAAAUGGCGGCAACAUCUGACAAUAAGGAAGAUAUAAAGAACGUCGAAGACACAUCAAAUAUAUCCUCAGUAGAUAAUGAAAAGGAUUUAGACAUGGAUAUCAAAAAAGAAACAGAAACAGAAACGCAAGAAAAACCAAAUGAAAAUCACGAAUCUCAGAGUGAUAUUGACCAAUCAGAUGACGAACAUCUAAUGGUGAUAGAAACACCUGAAGGACUUACAAUUGUAGAGAAUGCUUCUUGUGGUUGUAGUGGGCAUGAUCACAGACAUGAUGAUGUAGAACUUCCUGUAGAUGAUGAAAAUGCACCAGCAACAGAUGAGUCGUCAGAGGCUGCCCUGGAUGCUAGCACACCUGAAGAAAUGAUUGAAAAAUUAAUAGACAUGAGACAACAUGAGGUUUUAGACCUACCUGAAACAGUGACAAAGCUCGUAACUCCGGCUGGCUGUAUUGUUUACCUGAUUGGAACUGCUCAUUUUAGUAAAGAAAGCCAGGAAGAUGUAGCAAAGACAAUCCAAGCGGUGAAGCCCGAUGUAGUUGUAGUAGAGCUAUGUAAAAGUAGAGUUGAUAUACUCAAGUAUGAUGAAGAAUUCCUUCUACGAGAAGCAAAAAAUAUUGACAUGCAAAAGUUAAAGUUUGCAAUAAAACAGAGUGGUGUUGUGGGUGGCGUAAUGCAGGUCCUUUUGUUAAGUAUGUCAGCACACAUUACAAAACAACUAGGAAUGGCUCCUGGAGGGGAAUUCAGAGCAGCAUAUAAUGAGGCCAAGAAAAUCCCAGGUUGUCAAAUUCAUCUUGGUGAUAGACCUAUUCAGGUAACCUUAUCAAGAGCAAUGUCAGCUCUUAGUUUAUGGCAGAAGACAAAGCUUGCCUGGCACUUACUAACCUCAAAACAGCCUAUCAGCAAAGAAGAUGUAGAAAGAUGUAAACAGAAGGACCUUUUAGCUGAGAUGUUGGCUGAAAUGACUGGAGACUUUCCAUUACUUUAUAAAGUGUUUGUGUCAGAGCGAGACCAAUACCUUGCAAAAUCACUGAGGCUAUCAGCGAUGCCUAUAGCUGUGCAUAAUCAAGAGGGAGAAUAUCAGGGUACAAUACCCAGUGUUGUUGUAGGUGUAGUAGGAAUCGGUCAUACAGUAGGAAUAAAGGAAAACUUUGACAAGGAUAUUGACAUUCAAGAAUUACUCAAAGUUCCAAAACCAAGCAAAACAAGCCAAUUGGUAAAGUUUUCAAUCAAAGCAUUAUUUGGUGUUUUUCUUGCCUGGGGAACUUACAAAAUAUUAAAAUGGACCACUGUUACUGAAUACAUCUAUAUACCAUGGUAUAAUUGAAUAUUAGAAAAAUAUUUUUCCAUUGAGAAUCUCUGAUACACAGAAACUUAGAGUACCAAAGCCAGUGUGAUGUCAUCAAAUUCCAAGUGGAUUGUCAUGUACUGUUUAAUAAACUCGCAGGAAUCGUUUUAUCAGGAUUUAAAAACAUGAGGCUUAGCAGAGUGUUUUUAGACCUAAUAAAACAGGAUCUGCGAGUUUAUUGAACGGCUUCAAAAACUGAUGAUGUAUGUUCUCAUAUUGUACUGAAUUCUUUACGAAAUGAACCAAGUUUGAUGGAGAAAAUCCAAGUUAAAGCUUAUGCAAAUGAAGACGAAUCUAUAUCAGAUAUAAAAUCACCUUCAAGGUCAUGAUUUCUAUUGUGUUUCCUUCGUGAAAUAUUAAUGAGUUCUUGAAGUUUAAAUAGAACUCAGCAUUACCUACAUUUGGCAGAUGUAUAAAUGAAGAUAUUAGACAUCAUUUUGCCUUAUUUUACUCUGGAUCCAAUUUAUUAGAUCCACCACCAAAUAAGAGAAAAUGUCAAGGGAUAUUGUUGCAUUCAAUUACCUAUAUCUCAGCUAUUUUUCACUCUAUCACUUUGAAAUUCCACAUUAUAUCAUAAUGCAGUUUCUGUUCACCAAAAUCGUAAAGCUCUUCAAAAAAUAAUUUUAUGACUUCAUCACUUUCUUGGUACUAUAUUUGAGGUUAGAUUAGGGGGGUUAGGGAAAGGCAAGCCAAGAGAGGAUGCCUAAGCAGGCUUGCCUUGGAGUUUGAGUUUGGCUUAUGGACAUAAGAGGAUGGACAGAAAGACAGACUAGCAGACAAAUAAACAGACAAACAGUAACAUAAGUUUAACCUGCCUCAUGGAAUCCUAUGCAGUAGUUAAAGGACUUCUAAAUAUUCAACAUCACUACUCCAGCCUUUUACCACAUUGGCACUCCUUUUCUUUAUCCCUACCUACCCCCUAAUGCUGUUGUGCCAGCUUCAAUUGACACCGAAUUAAAUUAUCCCAUAUAUUAUCAUAUUUAUUAAAGAUAAAUGUUAGAAGAUGUAUUAUUUAAAUUAUGCCAAAGAAUUCUUGUAACGGUAAAUUUUAGCAGUUUUUUGUUUUGUUUAACUAGGUUAUUAAUUUUAUUGAAUAUUUUUUAAAUGGCAAUCCUUAAAUACUUUUAAAAUGUAAAACAAAUAUACUUGUACUAUUGUAGCUUUAAGAACACCUUUUGACACUUUAGAUUAAUAUCCGCUACUGUAAUGUUGAUAUUUUUAUGUCAACCUCUCUGACAACGAUUCUCGUUCAGUUAUCUGGCGAAUCACCAUCAUUCUUUUUUCCCCAACAAUGCCAACAAUUUUAUCAAUAAGGUAACAUUAAUAGUAAUGUUGGUAAGAUAAUUCUAAAUAAACAAGUACUAGUUAUUAUCA
This is a messenger RNA of Actinia tenebrosa (Australian red waratah sea anemone), 2730 nucleotides long. Its product is annotated as traB domain-containing protein. Lineage: Eukaryota; Metazoa; Cnidaria; Anthozoa; Actiniaria; Actiniidae. The record is from RefSeq and is a predicted model, not a curated record.